Molecule: messenger RNA, 2482 nt
Organism: Melospiza georgiana
Lineage: Eukaryota; Metazoa; Chordata; Aves; Passeriformes; Passerellidae
Gene: NSUN6
Product: NOP2/Sun RNA methyltransferase 6
Exons: 13
Coding region: 698-2107 (469 amino acids)
Biological process (GO): RNA methylation
Molecular function (GO): methyltransferase activity; RNA binding
Source: RefSeq, a predicted model, not a curated record
GGCCGCCUGCCAGGUACCUCGGCUGAGGCGCAGGGCCUGAGGGGCUGCGAUGGGCUGCGCGUCCCUCUCCUCCCCGCUCCCUCAUGUUUUCAGUAGCGGGUGGGCGAGGGAAUAAAGGAGAGAGCCCCACAUUCCGCUCCCUGCCACAAUGACUGCACUUUCGUUUUCCUCGUGUGGGAAAGCGUGGGCAGGGAGGUUUGAAAAUCGUGCUCAGCAUCUCUGUUACUGCUGCUUGUGACUGCUGGUAGCGUUCAUGUGCAUAGCUAGAUCAACGCCCUGGUCCGGCAUCGCGUUCCCCGCUGCAGUUCCCCACAGAGGCAGAUAAAAAUUGUGAAAAAACAAGUAAAAGUUUUGUCUUCGAAAGCCCGUCAUAUACCUUUUCUGGGACAAAGUGUACGGCACAGCAGGUCUGGGGAAAAAAAACUCAGGUACUACGAGCCUGCCUCCUGCUGAACGUUCGAAGUCUGACUCCGGUACUUGAGGGGCACUAGGCAGUCUCCCUCAGCAGCCUGGCUCCCUGCUGGAUCUGGACUGAAAAGCAUCUCCUGUCCCUUCUCUGCCGUGUUCCCCGGCCUGCAAGAGUGCCUUUGUAAUCUGCUAAUGUUGCCGAAUAAGGCUUUGAAAUUCCUACCCAUGAAACUUUGCCUUUGGCUGAUCUCAAAAUUUCUUGCCAGCAGAUUUUAAAAACUAAAGGAAGAUGUCCUUUUUCCCUAAAAUCGUUUUCCAGUAUGAAGUUGAAGAGUAUCUCACCAAAGUGUUCAGAAAUAAUGAGCUUAUCACUGCUUUAGGUACACAGGAGGCAGAGAAAAAAUACCAAUCUCUCUUAAGUCAUCUAUCUCAUCCACCAGCUUUUACAACUGUAAGAGUAAAUACCCACUUGGCCUCAGUGAAACAUGUGAAAAAAUUGCUGUUUGAAGAGAUCCAGAAGCAAUUUAAAGGACUAUGUGUUCCAGUUCUCGAGCACCCAAAACUUCAGGACAUUUUAUUAAUUCCUGUCAUUGGACCCAGGCGAGAUUUAAAAAAACAUCCAUGUGAAGUGAUAGUUGGAGCCCAGUGUGGAUAUGCAGUACUCCGAGGAGCACACGUUUAUGUCCCUGGAAUUGUAUCCACCUCAAGAUUUGUGAAAGCUGGAGAUCUGGUUUCAGUGUAUUCAGAUAUUGAAGGGAAAUGCAAAAGAGGAGCCAAAGAAUUCGAUGGAGUUAAAGUUUUCCUUGGAAAUGGAAUUUCAGAACUCAGCCGCAGUGAAAUCUUCAGUUCAAGUGGCCAACUGAAGGGGUUGGGCAUAAGAAUGAUAGAGCCAGUCUACCUUAGUCCUUCAUUUGACAAUGUGCUCCCUAGUCAUUUGUUUUUACAGAAUUUACCUUCUGUGGUUGUGAGCCAUAUUUUAAACCCUCAACCAGGAGAGAAAAUUUUGGAUAUGUGUGCUGCACCUGGAGGAAAAACAACCCAUCUUGCAGCACUAAUGCAUGAUCAGGGUGAAGUUAUAGCCAUGGACAAGAUAGCUAACAAGAUCAAGAAAAUCAAGCAGAAUGCUGAAUUGCUGCAGUUGAAUUGCAUUAAGGCCUUUUGCUAUGAUGGAACAAAGGCCCUUUCAGAAGAGAAGAGAGAGGAUAAACAAGAAGGACCUCCAUUCUUACCCGAGUCAUUUGAUCGAAUUCUUCUUGAUGCUCCAUGUAGUGGGAUGGGACAGAGACCAAACAUGGUUUAUUCCUCAACUUUAAAGGAAGUGACCUCAUAUCAGCCACUACAGCGCAAGCUUUUCACUGUGGCAGUGAAGUUGCUGAAGCCAGGAGGUGUUUUAGUAUAUAGUACAUGUACAAUUACACUUUCUGAAAAUGAGGAGCAAGUUGCUUGGGCCUUGAAAACUUUUCCAUGCCUCCAGCUUCAUCCACAGGAACCUCACAUUGGAGGAGAAGGCAUGAAGGGUGCUGGACUAUCACUUGAUCAGUUGAAGCUGCUCCAGAGAUUUGAUCCAUCUGCUGUGACAUUGCAAGGAAUGGAUAUUAAUUCUUUGCAAGAUUCUAGAGAAGAUGACCUGAUUUCUUUGGCAAAUAAAGACUGUAUAGGAUUUUUCAUUGCAAAAUUUAUUAAAUUGAACAGUAAAUAAGGAUUUGGGAAUGCAACCUGAAAAAAUACCUCAGUGAGUCUAAGAACAGUUCAGACGUGAAGCGCCUUUCUUGCUGCUGCAGUGUUACCAGGCCAACGGGCUGACGGCAGGGUUGCUAUGGCAGCACUAAAAUCUGCCAGCUGUUCUGAUGGGAAAGAGCCACAGGUUGCAGCAGAAAAGUCAUGGCUGGGGGAAGGGCAGUAUCAUUUGUAAGUCUCCGUCUGCUUUUGUAUUUACAGCAGGUCAGUGCCUGAAUGACAGCUAUGUUCACUCAUACUGCUGCCUGCUCUGCUUUCCCCUUAUCUGCUGCAGCAAGCGUAGGAAGGGGAUGUAAGUUACUUUAAAAAAUGCAAACAUAAAAAAAAUAUAUGGGAA